Messenger RNA from Neltuma alba, 2090 nucleotides. RefSeq names its product protochlorophyllide-dependent translocon component 52, chloroplastic. The record is from RefSeq and is a predicted model, not a curated record. The transcript has 7 exons. The coding region runs from base 73 to 1680 and encodes 535 amino acids. Gene Ontology annotation, cellular component: cytoplasm. Gene Ontology annotation, molecular function: chlorophyllide a oxygenase activity; 2 iron, 2 sulfur cluster binding. Lineage: Eukaryota; Viridiplantae; Streptophyta; Magnoliopsida; Fabales; Fabaceae.
CAACUUGCAGUACCAUAAGCGGCUUCUCUUCUAUCUCCAUCCAUCGGUUGAGCAUCCGGUCUUCUAGCUAAGAUGGAAGCUUUGCCGGCUUUCUCUGUUCCCUCGCUUCACAUUUCAACUUCAACUGCGCCAGAUAUAACCUCAGCGAUCAGAAAACCUAUGUUCCCCAACCUCCACCUCAACUCGACACUCUCUUUACAUGAUAGGAAGAAAUCAAAAGCCAGGUUUUUUACUGCUUUAUCACCUACUGUAUCGACAGAGCUCAGCACCGACCCACCAGUGGAUGACCCAGAAAUUGAAGGCUCAACCCAGAAAUUCGAUUGGUAUUCACAGUGGUACCCUGUAAUGCCGGUGUGCGACCUUGACAAGAAGGCACCGCAUGGCAAGAAGGUGUUGGGUAUUGAUGUGGUCGUGUGGUGGGAUCGAAAUGAGACUGCUUGGAAGGUGUUUGAUGACACAUGUCCUCAUAGACUGGCUCCUUUGUCUGAAGGGCGGAUUGACCAAUGGGGCAGAUUGCAAUGUGUUUACCAUGGCUGGUGUUUUGAUGGCUCUGGAGAUUGCAAGCUCAUUCCUCAGGCACCUCGUGAUGGUCCUCCGAUUCACACAUUUAAAAAAGCAUGCGCAGCUGCUUAUCCAUGUACUGUGCAGAAUGAUAUCUUGUGGUUUUGGCCAAACACGGAUCCUCAGUACAAAGAUAUUAUUACGAGAAAGAAGCCUCCGUACAUUCCAGAACUGGAUGAUCCAUCUUACACUAGAUCAAUGGGAAACAGAGAUAUUCCAUACGGGUAUGAGGUACUGAUAGAGAAUCUCAUGGAUCCUGCCCACGUUCCAUAUGCACAUUAUGGGUUGAUGCGAACUCAACAACCGAAAGAGAAGGCUGAUAGAGAAGGGGGUAGACCCCUCGAACUGUCAAUUGAGACGCUAGACAUCAAUGGUUUCACAGCAGAUCAGGGUUGGAGCAACAGCAAAUUUAUGUCACCAUGUAUUUUUUAUGCUUAUUCUAAGCCAGAUCAGCCUAAUGUCUCAGCGUCAUCAGCGGAUGCUAAGAAAUCACCAAGUCAAAGGAAGUUCGCUUUGAUUUUUGUUUGCAUUCCAGUUAGUCCAGGUAAAAGCAGAUUGAUAUGGAGCUUUCCAAGAAACUUUGGACUCUGGAUUGACAAGGUUGUGCCAAGAUGGUUAUUUCAUGUUGGACAAAACCUGAUUUUAGAUUCUGAUUUAUAUCUUCUUCAUGUUCAGGAACAUAAAAUAAUGGAUGUCGGUCCUUCCAACUGGCAGAAAGCCUGCUUUGUGCCAACAAAGUCAGAUGCUCUUGUGGUUGGUUUCAGGAAGUGGUUGAGAAAGUACUCAGGCGGCCAAGUUGAGUGGAGAGGAAAAUAUAGCGGGUUCCUUCCUCCGAUUCCUCCGAGAGAACAACUAAUGGAUAGGUACUGGUCUCACGUGGUAAACUGUAAGAGCUGCAAAUUAGCUUACAAAAGUUUGAAUGUGGUGGAAGUGGCGCUGCAGAUAAUAUCAGUUGCUUCAGUAGGGCUUGUGGCGGCAAUGAGAGAGGGUAUGUUAUCAGCAGCCGCAAGAAAUUCCCUGGUUGUGAUGGCAGUACUGUCAUUUGCGUUAUCAAGAUGGUUAGCUCACUUCAUCUACAAGAAUUUCCGUUAUCACGACUAUGAUCAUGCCUUCCGCUGAAAAGGAUGCUUCUGGUGACAAAAGCACUUCGCAGAACUACUAAUGCUGCUGUAUAUGCCCGUUGUACAGUAAUGCCUUGUGCGGAAGAACGUUUAGAUAGCGUCGCAUGUGGAAACAAACAAGUAAAUAAGUGCAUCGGCCACUUGUCUGUUUAAAUAUAAAAUCACUAAUGCCUGUGUUUGGGAAGUGUUACAAUGAUAUGUAAUUGUACUUGUUUCUGCAGCGAUAUGUAAUGAAACAGCAUUGCAUAAUCGUGUGUGUUGUGUGGAAACUUGAGGCGGAUGGAUUGUAUACUCAGAUUGUGAACAAGAAAAGGAGUUCGUGAAAUCAUGAGUAAUGAAACAUAUUACUCCAUAUAUUCAUUCCAUCACGCGAACUUUAUGUUGAUACUUGAAAGGUUAUCAUUCUGA